CCGCUUCGGUCCCGAACCAUCGUCCGUCUUCCAUUCCCGCAAACGUAUUACCUAAACCUACCUUUAAAAAGCUGACCGACGACAAUCAAGAUCUCGACGACGAGGACGAUGAUCCCGAUUUUCAUGACAGUGAAUAUGAUACACAUGCUUUUCACCGACCCAAUCAUUACAUUCGCUAUAUCGAAAUAGGUCCCUCGGUGAUUGAAUUGUUUGAUACCGUAGAAUACGACAUGGAUGAACAAGACAAUUUUAGAUGAAGCUUGGUUGCGAAUGUUGAAUGUGGAACGUAAAAAAGAUAAUCUCGGUCGCAUCUCGCCUCGCCUUUUUGAAACGAUUAUUGAUCAAUUGGAAAAAGAAUGGUUCAACUUGAUCAAGGAUCUUCCUGCACAGACCGAGGAUGAGCCUUUACUGCCUGAAGAUUCCGCUUGCAGCAUUUGUGGCGACAAUGAAGGCGAAAACAGUAACGCUAUUGUGUUUUGUGACGGGUGCAAUUUAGCCGUGCAUCAAGACUGUUAUGGGAUCCCCUAUAUUCCCGAAGGCCAAUGGUUGUGCAGAAAAUGCAUGUUGUCACCUGAAAACCCCGUCUCGUGUAUCUUUUGUCCCAAUGAAGGUGGCGCGUUCAAACAGACCAACACCAACAAAUGGGCUCACUUGUUAUGUGCGAUAUGGAUCCCCGAAGUGGGUGUGAGUAACAAUGUGUACAUGGAACCGAUCGACAAUAUUCAAGCGAUCCCCAAAAGUCGAUGGAAGUUGACCUGCUUUAUCUGCCGCGAUCGCCAAGGUGCCUGCAUUCAAUGCGACAGUCGCAACUGCUUUGCUGCAUUUCAUGUUACCUGUGCACGUCGAGCCGGUUUGUGCAUGCGCAUGAAAUCCCAGACUUCGGGUUUCGAAAGCGUGACGUUGAAAGCUUACUGUGACAAGCAUACUCCUCGUGAUUACAAAGACCCUACCGAAGUGACGAAAGACGUGCAUCAAUUGCAAGCGACCCUGUUACGGACACACUCAAGGGAGACGAAAAAGAAACGGCCAAGACGAGAAACCAUCCACCUGCAUAUGGAGGACGGCGAUGAUGAUAUGGAUUACCGACCUUCGUCCCCAUCGUCGGUCGACCAUAGUGCUGACGACGAUGAUGAUGACGAUGACGACGACGAUGAUUAUCUUUCAGACGAUACUCUUCUUUACGUACAGCGGCGCGGCAGUAAACGUCGGAAAACAUCGGAUUCAAGUGAGGACGCUGGAGCCCAGCAUGGCUAUACGAUUCCUUCGCUUCGCCACCUUCAUUCUCCUGGCUCCAAAGCGGCUCGCGCGCAUCAGCGUCAUUAUUCGGCGGGAGCCCCCAUUGCGCCUGACCCUAUACUUCUUAAAUUGGAGAGUUUGAAAUGCGUUCGGCAAGCGCAACUUCGUAUGAAACCGCAGUUGAUCACGAGCAUCUGCCGAUACUGGUCUCUGAAGCGGGAAUCACGUCGUGGUGCGCCUUUGCUGAAGCGACUUCACCUUGAACCUUGGACACAGACAUGGUCACGCAAUUCAGCGACGGGCAUGCGACAACGACUAAGUGCCAUGAAUCAGUUACGAACGGAUCUGGAGAAAAUACGCAUGUUGUCGGGUGAAGUGCAAAAACGAGAAAAGCAGAAACUGGAACGACUCCGGAAACAGAAAGCGUACCUUGAAAUUAUCCUGUACCCGGCGGAAUACGUACUUCGACCGGUAUUGAUGCAACUGAUGGAACUCGACAAGCGAAAAAUGUUUUCGGAAACUGUGAUGGCAGAUGAAGCGCUGGAUUACGCGGACCAUGCCACUCCCAUUUUAUCGUUUUCGGUGAUUCUUCAGCGCAUGGAACUUCACACGUAUCUACAGCUGGAGGAUUUUGAAGCCGACAUCAAAUUAUUAUGCCAACAGGCAAUGAAGAGUAAUGCAUCGCAUACCGCGCGUUACCGCCUCGCACAGAAACUGCUUCACCGAUUAUCUCAAUGCAUGGUAACAGCAAGGCAUCACUAUCAAGCGUUGCCAAUCACCCGGGAAGCAGGAUUGCUGGCGGUCAACAUCCAUCCCGAAAUCUUUUCUUACAAUACCACUCACAUCCCUCCACCCGACCCGCCUAGACCAUCCACUGAACAGCCCUCAAUACCUCCGGUAUCCGAGAACCCUUCCUGCGAGCUGAUCAACACGCCUGCGAAGAAGCGUCGUGGCAGACGGCGCAUUAAACCAAUCCCCACCGUAAAUGAACAUACCGAAAACGCACCGCCCUUGCCGUUCUCGCCAUCUUCGCCGUCAUCACUGGCCAUGCAACUUUGGAAAGAAAAUGCCAGGCCACCGCAUAUUCCCGACCGAUCCGAACCGGUGAAAAAUACCACCCAAGGGGCCAAGGAGUGUCCAGUGUUGAUUCCCAAAACAGAGACCACAGCUACCGAAAAACCGCCCCUGGAGUCGCGUCCGGCCACACAAGGAACACGUCGACGUACGCGCAGUAUGGGAAAUCAGAGUUUGAUGGCCAUCAUGAAUGAACUGGAGCGCAAGCGGCCGCGCAUGUCGAGUGAAGCUAGAGCGCUGUUUUGUGCUCACACCGGGUUACAACAUGAUGCGCGCAUGGUGGUGCCAUGGAAAGAGGAUCCCCGUCGACCGGCGCCCCGUGGAUGGAUGUAUUUGGAGGACAGCGAUUCGGAAGAAGAAGAAGGAGAAGAAGAAACUGAACAGCAUCCGGAGAAUGGAUUCACGUCCACUUCGCCAUCACCGCCGAAGCGACCCUCCCGGCCGGCCCCCAUCCCCUCUGUUUCUUCAAUUGUUCCCAAUCAAAUUGUAUGGGCUCGUGUGAAUGGUUUUCCGGCUCAUCCGGCCAAGGUAACCCAACCAUCUCCGUAUUUUUUCAUCUUUUGUAUUUAUUUGUAUGGUAGAUUGUCGAUCCAUCGGACGUCGAUCUCCCGAAACGCAUCCUGGCUAAAAAGGGAAACGAUACAGUCUUUGUUCAAUUCUUUGAAGUACCAGAAAAGCAUCGAUGGGGCUGGAUCAAGCGAUCCAACAUCUAUCCAUUUGGGCACAGCGACAUCGAUAAAGAAAUGUUGAUGCAAGCCAAGCGAACCAAACGUGCGGUUCGAAUUGAAGAAGCGCAAAAUGGAUACCGAUUUGCUUGCAAUUUAAAGCAACUAGA
Messenger RNA from Radiomyces spectabilis, 3145 nucleotides. RefSeq names its product PHD-zinc-finger like domain-containing protein. Gene Ontology annotation, biological process: regulation of transcription by RNA polymerase II. The coding region runs from base 235 to 3060 and encodes 941 amino acids. The transcript is spliced from 6 exons. Gene Ontology annotation, cellular component: MOZ/MORF histone acetyltransferase complex. NCBI's taxonomy places the organism in Eukaryota, Fungi, Mucoromycota, Mucoromycetes, Mucorales, Radiomycetaceae. The record is from RefSeq and is a predicted model, not a curated record. Gene Ontology annotation, molecular function: protein binding.